Messenger RNA from Glycine soja, 1780 nucleotides. Its product is annotated as membrane protein of ER body 2-like. The coding region runs from base 92 to 1450 and encodes 452 amino acids. The transcript has 6 exons. The record is from RefSeq and is a predicted model, not a curated record. NCBI's taxonomy places the organism in Eukaryota, Viridiplantae, Streptophyta, Magnoliopsida, Fabales, Fabaceae.
UGCCUUUUGUUCAAAGAGCAAGCUAAGUAAGCAUUCUCAUUUUGCUUGACUUUGGCAGCGACCAAUUAAAUAAGCUGAGUGCCUCAAGAACAUGGAUGCUGAAACGCUGACAUUGCAAAAGGAAGUGGUUUUUAACCAGACUUCAAAGCAAGUCAUGGCUUCCUCUGAUGAUGACGCAAAAGUUCCUUUUGUAGAACCCGUUUGUAAAACGAUGGUUAUAGAACAAGGGAGUGUUGGAAACGGUCAACAUCAUGAUGAAGUGAAGGAAGAAAAUUCUGGUCCAGCUAGGCUUUACUUAAAUCCUUCUAAUUCUUUGGUGUACAUGAAAAAUGGACCAGCUAUUGGCAUAGCCAUGUCACCCACGGAGGAAGUGCGUGAAGUGUAUUUGAAAAACAUGUUCAUGAUGCCACCAAACCAUGGAUUCUAUUGCCCCAAUUGUCACAUUGAUAUCAACAAGGUGUUGUUUUGCACAACGCGGCAACAAGAUGAGUUUGAAAUUAAAUCUCCUGGAAUGUUACUCAAGGGUCCACCUAUUUUGCCUACAUUUACCCAGCCCCCGGUUACUACUGAGCCUACGGUUACUACACCUACACUUAUCGAACCUGAGCAAGAUAAUGAAUGCCUAGUACGAUGCUCAACAUGCUUCAGUUUACUCAUUCAAAAAGGCAAAGAGUUUUUUACUGGGUUGGUAUCACGAGCUCCACAAGAGUUAGAGUCAGGCCAGGGAGAUCAGCACGUAGUUCCUAUACCAGAUUCAUCUCCUAUAAUGCCACAAGGUCCACCAUUUACCAUCACCAGGCCAGAAAGUACCAAGGGUUGGGAAAUUCUUAAGAGUAUUGUCUAUGGUGGUCUUGCUGAAUUAUUAGCAAGCCUUAGUGUUGUGACAUCUGCAGCAAGUGUUGAUGCUACCACAUUGAGUAUUGUUGCUCUGGGUGUUGCAAAUCUGAUCGGUGGACUUUCGGUCUUGGGUCACAAUCUUAGGGACCUGAAAGCUUCGCAACCAAGACAGGGAAGUGAAACACAAGCACAAGAGGACAAAUAUUAUGAACUAUUGGGAAAGCGGGAGAAUUUCUAUCUACAUGCCUUUUUUGCUAUCUUAUCAUUCCUCAUAUUUGGGUUAGUGCCUCCAAUAGCAUACGGCUUCUCAUUCCGUGAGAGUAAUGACAAGGAUCUCAAGCUUGCAGCUGUUGCGGUAGCUUCUCUAAUUUGCAUCACAUUGCUUGGCAUGGCAAAAGCUCAUAUCCAAAGAUCCAAUACUUUUAUGACAUACUUUAAAACGGUGACGUUUUAUGUUACCUCUGGAGUAUUGGCCUCACUACUUACUUAUGAAGCUGGAGCCCUAAUGAAGAAACUUGUAGAACAGCUUGGAUGGUUUGAAACAAAAUCAAACUUUGGCUUGACUCUUCCUGAGAUGAUGAGUAUAAAGAAAUCAGGAUGGGGUUCGUACUAAAAGUAAAGGUGUUGGCGAUGUUUUGGACAAUCAUCAUGUAUCCAUUGAGUAAUUAUCUUGUCAUGCUUCAACAUUGAUAGUCAAUUUUAAAUGCGGAGUUUGUACUACUUUUUAAUAUUUGGUUAGUUAUGUUGGUUUGGGACAUUUUUUUCGUUUCAUUCUGUAAGUUUGGUGACAAUUUAAGUUGUUCCGGUUAAGCAUGGAAGUAUCUGGGGAAUUGGAUUCCUGCAUUCACGCAAUCAUACACUCAUCAAUCUUAGUCUUCAAUUUUUUUCUCCUCAACUUCUAUACAAUUAAUAAAAUAAAAAAGAAAAAUCUUUAGUGACCGGA